AUGUGUGUUGCGGCGCCCACGCCCCCUCGUACACUCAGUCCAAGUACUGAAGGACGGGCGUCCGCCGCGCAAGCGUUUCAGCGCCACGAGGGGUCUCCGAGCUUCGACGCCAACGCGGACAAGCCGCUUAAGGGGCCGGUGGCAGAGGGACACGGGCAACAACGGCACUCCCGGCAGAGUAGCAUCUCCGACUGGCUACAGACGCCCCAGCCGGCGGGCGGCGGGCCGGUCGUGCCUCGCAUGGGGUCCAGCGCGUCGGGCGGGGGGCGAGGUUUCCAUACACCCGACCCGCACCGGACGGCGGCCAUGCCAAGCGGCGGUGACAGCGAUGAGGGGGUUGCGACCCCCCUGUUUCAGCUGAGGGCGAUAGCGGAGAGGCGCCAGCAAGACGCCCAGGUCCCGCGGCAGCUGCAUCCUCAUUCGCGCGAGAAGGUUAGGGACAUGGUGCUGUGCACGCUCCGAGCGCUCGCCGACGGCAAAGGCGACCACGGGCGAGACGGCGCCAACAGAAGCGACAGCAGCAGCAGCGGCGGUGGCGGGGGAGACGCCGCGGCACGCGAUUGGAGGAUGGCCACUCCUCCGCCUCGUCAAGCUCUGGGGCCACAGAGAACGUUGGGCCAAGAUGGUGCCCCCCCCUCCACCAACGCGAGCGUGCAGCCGAACGCCAAGAAGGCGAAAAAGGACAGAAAACCUUACCGUUGCAAGGCUUGCGGCCAGCUGAAGUACAAACACGAGUGCCCGUUGAAGCUCGUCUACUCCCAAGUCGACAUCUGCACGACGGGGUCCCAGACUGACCCCCUUCCUCCGGGCACGGUCUUCGAAGCUCCCGACAUGCCGGUGCCGUCGGAGAACGGCGACAACGUCCUCUGGUGCGGGCCGUACCACCCGGUGCUCAACAACCACGACGAAGAAACGGGACGUUCUUGGCACGUAGCGGGGAUGACCGGGGUGUCUGCGGCGGGGUCGCCCAACACGGGUAUGGCAGGCGCGGGGUGUUCUGUGGCACCGACAUCAGCGGCGGGAGCCUACGAUUCGACCGCUUGGAGCGGGCUGGAGAACUAG
Messenger RNA from Ectocarpus siliculosus, 1062 nucleotides. Lineage: Eukaryota; Phaeophyceae; Ectocarpales; Ectocarpaceae. The record is from the annotation of a GenBank genome assembly.